Diabrotica balteata is the source of this 984-nucleotide messenger RNA. NCBI's taxonomy places the organism in Eukaryota, Metazoa, Arthropoda, Insecta, Coleoptera, Chrysomelidae. The record is from the annotation of a GenBank genome assembly.
GCCUUUGACAAUUUUCGUUGUAGUAGAAUAAAAGUAUUUCAAUUUCAAAUUGUCAGUGUCAGUACCGGAAAACGGAAAAAAAUGUCUGAAGAAUCUGGGGAAAUGGCGAAAAUAGUAAAGAAAACGAUAGAAAGAAAUCGUCAAAAAGCUAUAAUACUUAAGAGGAGUAAAUUAGUUUCUCACCCUUACAACAAAGGUGAAGUUUAUUCAGAAGACACCACAACAACCUUAAAGAUAGGCACAACCAAGUAUAAAGAUACCGGAGGGGGUUUUCUUUUGGAAGAAAACGAUGAACCCGAUGAGCUGGAAUUACUUUUAGCCCAAGAAGAAGCCCCGAUUUUAGAUUUGGACCGUCCUGUAUGUGAAGUGUGCAAUAAAACGUUUGCUACAUCUUGGUUAUUUGAUAAAUUCAAUUACAAAUGUUGUGAUGCAUGUAAAGACCCCGAAACACACAAAUUAAUUACAAAAACUGAAGCCAAAAAUUCGUAUUUGCUAAAGGAUUGCGAUCUAGACAAAAGGGAACCUCUAUUAAAGUUUAUACAGCAAAAGAAUCCACAUAAUUCUUCAUGGGGAGAUAUGAAAUUAUAUUUAUUGAUACAAGUUGAAAAACGGGCUCUGGAAAUUUGGGGAUCAGAAGAAAAUCUAGAAAAAGAAAGAGAAUUGCGGGAAGAAAAAAGAGUCAUGGCAAAAAGUAAGAAAUACGAAAAGCAACUCAAAGAAUUAAGAAAAGGUAUGCGAAGUAGCUUGUAUGAUAGGACAAAAGCUGCUUCUCAUACCCACGAAUUUGGUGAAGAAACUUAUAAUGAGGAAGAAGAUACUUAUCACAGAAAAUGUAUGACUUGUCCAUAUGAAGAAACUUUUGAAAAAAUGUAGUUAGUUUAACAUUUAUUAUAGAAUUUUACUUUUUACACUAAUAGCACUUAAGUUAUAUGUAUACAUAUUUUGAUUGUAAUUAUUUUAUUUCAAUAAAUACAUUUACACCAU